GUGCAACGGCCGAGCCUGUGUCACGACCGCCGCGGUUCUUUCCAGACUUGGUUGUGACGGGAUCAGUAAAUCAGGCCCAAGUACUCACAAUCAAGCAGUACAUGAGUCAAACGUGGCCUGCAAACGGUUUACAGAUGUUGGAAGUGCUUGAAGAGGGAAUUCGGAAUCCCAAGAACCUGGAAUCCGGCAAGUCGCCGGCAAAUGCACCACUUGUCGUGGGCAGAUCCGGAUCCAAUAUGGUAGUCAAAGCCAGCGGACCAGCCUACUUCAUCGCCGAGUGUGGUGAGCAGCUCGCUUGGUUAGCAUGCGCCUCUUCAACCGCUUUUCGAAAUAGACUUAGUCGCGUGACUCCCUUGAUCGACAUCAUCCGUGUUGGGCCCACGACUCCGCAAAGCUCGAGCUAUCGAGGCAUGUGCCGAGUGGGUUUUGUUAUCAAUGACCUCGUCAACCCAGAACUUGCCAUGCCGUCGGUGACACAGAGUUGUUGGCAAUCCGUGGUUGGGCGACAAAACCUCAUCCACGGUUAUCCCAUUGCUCGACGACCGGACGGAUACCGAGGCCUGGAGGUUUCCCUGGUCGUGCUCCUGUAUUUGGUGCAAGCCAAGGAAGUUUCUGUCUGUCCCGUAAAGGUGGUGGCCCAUGGAGUAGAAAGGUCACUUAGACUGGUGAGCCGGACUGACCAUAUAUGUCUUUGGCAUCCUUUUGGCCCGACUACGGAGACCUGUUUCUGCGAUAAGGGCACAAAUGUUGUGGAUCGCUCAAAUCUGGAUUCAGAUCGCCAUAUCAUUGGUACUUGCAAAUCUCAGGAAUCUCUGGGCGGAACAGAUGAUGCACGCUCAAUAAACACCGAGUCCCCCAGCAGGAUACGCUCGUUGAACGCCUCAAGGAAUAAACCCCAGACUGUGACAGCCUCUGACGAAAUGGAGCUCGACGUAUUUUCCGUGGGGGGGCUAAGUGAGGAGGUCGCCAGGAAGCCGCUCAGGCGCUCGCCACCUCGGGUCUCCAUGUUGAAGGAGCACGCAUCCGCAACUCCCAUAACGGCCUCGGGAAGUCCUCAAGAAUCCCAAUCAGUAACAGCAACAGAAUCCGGCUACGACUCUUUCGACACAGAUCAGCUUUCGAUAUCUGAUUCUUCUGAGACCGAGCGACUAGAUGUCAACGACCCCCAAUACGUCGUCCUGAAGCGUGUUCUCUUUCGACUUCUCUCUGGUUACAGAACCAGACAGCAGUGUCCGUCGUCUGCCGGAGAGAGUGGAUAAGGAGCUGGCGCAUCGACAAUUGCACCCAGCUCGUCAAACAGCAACACGAGAGGGGCUUCAAACCAGACUAAUUUGAAGAGAAAACGAGGCAACGACGACAGUGAUGA
Messenger RNA from Ilyonectria robusta, 1366 nucleotides. RefSeq lists its product as uncharacterized. The transcript has 3 exons. NCBI's taxonomy places the organism in Eukaryota, Fungi, Ascomycota, Sordariomycetes, Hypocreales, Nectriaceae. Bases 102 to 1259 code for a protein of 385 amino acids. The record is from RefSeq and is a predicted model, not a curated record.